GAGUAAACCCAUAAUAGGCCAUAACCAAGCGCUCAGCUAUCUUCUACCUUGUAACUAAACCCUGAACCCUACUCACUCAAUUUCCCAAUUUCCUUAUCAUCAUUUUCACUAAAACCCUAAAAAUCUCCAGAAAAACAAUGGCACUUUCAAAACCCACCUUCUUAACCCAUCUCAAAUCCCUCACCGCCACCCACCACCGCCACCUCCGCCGCCACCCACCACCCUCCUUAAUCUCACUCCGGUUCCUCGCUUACUCCUCCCAAGAAGAAGCAGCCGCCGAACGCCGCCGUCGCAAACGCCGUCUCCGUAUCGAACCCCCACUCUCCUCUCUUCAGCGCUCCCAACAACAAACCCAACAGCAGAAAUUCCCUAAACCCGCCCAAAACCCUAACGCUCCGAAACUCCCGGAGCCCAUCUCCGAACUGUCCGGCAAACGGCUCGACCUUCAUAACCGCAUUCUCACUUUAAUCCGUGAGAAUGAUCUCGAUGAGGCCGCCUUGUUCACGCGCCACUCGGUUUACUCGAAUUGUAGACCGACUAUUUAUACUGUUAAUGCUGUGCUUAAUGCGCAGCUCCGGCAGUCAAAAUACUCUGAUUUGUUGUCUCUUCAUAGGUUUAUUAUUCAGGCCGGUAUCGCACCGAAUGUUAUUACUCAUAACUUGAUUUUUCAGACUUAUCUUGAUUGCAGGAAGCCUGAUACUGCACUUGAGCAUUAUAAGCAGUUUAUUAAUGAUGCCCCGUUUAAUCCGAGUCCGACGACGUAUCGGAUUUUGAUCAAAGGAUUGGUUGAUAAUGGGAAGAUUGAUAAGGCCUUGGAGUUGAAAGAUGAGAUUGUGGGUGUUAAGGAGUUUGUGCCGGAUCCGCUUGUUUAUCAUUAUUUGAUGGUUGGGUGUGUGAAGAAUUCAGAUGCGGAUGGCGUUUUUAGGAUUUUUGAUGAGUUGAAGGAGAAGAUGGGCGGUGUUGUUGAGGAUGGUGUUGUUUAUGGUGAUUUGAUGAAGGGUUAUUUUAUUAGGGGAAUGGAGAAGGAGGCUAUGGAGUGUUAUGAAGAGGCUGUUGGGGAAAAUUCGAAGAUUAAAAUGAGUGCUGUUGCUUAUAAUUCGGUGUUGGAUGCGUUGUGUAAGAAUGGUAAGUUUGAUGUGGCAUUGAAAUUGUUUGAUAGGAUGAUGGGAGAGCAUAGUCCGCCGAGGUAUUUUUCUGUUAAUUUAGGGAGCUUUAAUGUGAUGGUUGAUGGUUAUUGUGCACAAGGGAGAUUUAAGGAUGCUAUUGAUGUCUUCAAGAAGAUGGGUGAUUAUAGAUGCAAUCCUGAUGUUUUAUCGUUUAAUAACUUGAUUGACCAAUUGUGCAAAAAUGGAAUGUUGGUUGAGGCUGAGGAGCUUUACGGAGAGAUGGAAGGGAAGGGAGUGAAACCGGAUGAGUAUACAUAUGGUCUUUUAAUGGAUACUUGUUUUGAUGGGAAUAGAAUUGAUGAUGGAGCUGGUUACUUUAGAAAAAUGGUGGAUACGGGUUUGAGACCUAACUUAGCUGUUUACAAUAGAUUGGUCAGUAAGUUGGUUGAGUCGAAGAAGAUUGACGAGGCGAAAUCAUUCUAUUAUCUGAUGGUGAAGAAACUCAAGAUGGAUAAUGCUAGUUAUAAGUUUAUGAUGGAGGCAUUGGCCAAUGAAGGGAAAAUGGAUGAGGUGAUCACAAUGGUUGAUGGAAUGUUGGAUGAUGAAGCGAUCGAGUUUGAUUCGGAAUUACAGGAGUUUGGCAAGGAACUACUAGCAAGAGACGGGAGAGGAGAAGAGUUGACCGCGCUUAUGGAGAAAAAAGAAAACGAAAAGGCUGAAGCUAAGGCUAAGGAGAUUGAGGCUGCUGAGGCAGCCAAGAGAAGUGCAAAAGCUGCAGUGGCCUCAUUGCUUCCGUCUAAGCUGUUCGGAAACAAAGAGGCGGAUACAGAGUCGAAGGGGGCUGACGGAAAUGAUGUCGAGUUAGCCUCUGUAAAUGAAGGUGCUCCUGUUGAGGAAGCUAAUGUUGUAGCCUCUGCUCCUAGUGAUUGAUCUAAAAAUGAUGUUGCAACGGAGCAAUAUGUAAUACAGCUGAAAUGAGAUGAUGCAAUUAGGUGCAAUUCAAUUUCAAUGUAUAACAAACUCUGAAGGCUUUUUUAUGUGGAAGCUUCUUCGCUCCAAGUUUAGAACCUAUUUCGUACAAAAAAAUUCAAAGUGGAAGGGAGCUGAAGCAUGUUACGGUGUGCAAAAAUCAACCAAAACCGUAAAAUCGAACUAAAAUUAUAAUUAUAGUUUGGUUAUUUAUGAAUAUGACUCCAGAAUUAUAAUUAUGGUUUGUUUAUUAAUGAAUAUGACUUGGUUCA
This is a messenger RNA of Mercurialis annua (annual mercury), 2347 nucleotides long. RefSeq names its product pentatricopeptide repeat-containing protein At3g49240, mitochondrial. Gene Ontology annotation, molecular function: protein binding. The transcript is spliced from 2 exons. The record is from RefSeq and is a predicted model, not a curated record. Lineage: Eukaryota; Viridiplantae; Streptophyta; Magnoliopsida; Malpighiales; Euphorbiaceae. The coding region runs from base 138 to 2036 and encodes 632 amino acids. Gene Ontology annotation, cellular component: chloroplast.